Messenger RNA from Hibiscus syriacus, 2457 nucleotides. RefSeq lists its product as uncharacterized. NCBI's taxonomy places the organism in Eukaryota, Viridiplantae, Streptophyta, Magnoliopsida, Malvales, Malvaceae. The record is from RefSeq and is a predicted model, not a curated record. The coding region runs from base 1 to 612 and encodes 203 amino acids. The transcript has a single exon.
AUGUAUACCCUGAAAUCUCUCUUUUCUCCUCCACCUUCCUCUGCCCCAUCUCCGUCCACAUCCACCGUCCGCCUCAGCCGCAAGAUUAGCGUCACCACCAUCCAUGUAAUGGCACUAGACGGUAUAGUGAACGUCAACUCGCUCUUCACCUUCGCCUUAUUCCUUGGCAUUGCAUGGUACCCUACUCCCACCCUCAUAGACGCCAACUCCUCUGCCUCCUGUGCCGCCCGAUCCGACCUUGCCGAGAACCUCAUCGCAUGCCACGUCUACUCCUUCAGCUCUUUCCUCUUCUCUAGCCUAAUUGCAUCAGCCAUCAAACAAGCCAUCAAGAUAAGAAAAGAUAGCAAUGACUCGGCAGCUCGUGGAGUUGGCGCCGGUCUUGUAGAUGUGAACUUGAUGGCUUUGAGGGUCGGGAUGUUGGUUUCAGGUGUUGGUUCGGUUUUCGGAUGUGGGUUUUUGAUGAUGGCUUUGGUGGCUCUGGUUCAGAUUAAGCUGGGGACUUUGAGUUGUGGGAGUCUUUACAGUUUUUUUGCCAUUGGUCCUCUGGUAGUUUUGGUCCCUUCCGCUCUUGUUUUCUAUAGACUUAUUGUUCUUUAUGCCUUCACUCGUUAGAAAAUAUAGAAUUUUUUGCUCUUUAUUUGACUUAUCAAGCAUUACACUUCUAAAUUUAGAUAUGUAAUUGAAAAAGGGAAUUCAUUUACCUCAGUUUUAUUCUAAACUAAAAGGUGUCUGAUAGGUAUCCUAGUACUAAUUUAUUUCAUAGUGCACAAAUCUUGAGAUGAUCUAGUGGUUUACUUUAGAUGCAUAGUUUGGUAGAUUUUCAAUUUUAAAUAUUCUUACUGCUGCAAUUGGGAUAUUGUUCACUUGGUUUUCCUAUACCAAAUGCAAUGUAGGAGUUUCCAGCUUCUCUUUUUGUUCAGUCCUCCUCUUCAAGCCCACGUACAUUAUAGACAGACUGUUCGAACCCGAGUCAUUUAAAGAGAAUAAUAUUCUUGUUUACCAUUGAAUCCAUUUCAAUGGAUUCAUAAAUUUCAUGCAGAUGCACUUAAAUAACAUGCCUUGAGUCAACACCUCGACCCUUGAUAAAAGAGGCCAUGAACUUCACAUUUCCCCCCUUUCUUCAAAUUCAACCUUUUCAAUAUAUCGAACCCAUUAAGUGGCCUCUAAUGGUAAAAGGAAAUGUUGCUUUUUUAGAAGACCUGAAUUCGAGUAGUGUUGCAGGGUAUGUGCGCAUUAUCAAUAACCUUUCAAGAGCUUCUGCUGACUCCUGAAGCACAACAGGCCCAUGUGCCGAAUGAUAGAGCUAUUGAAGUUGAUGAAGAGGUAAAGAUGCUUAUGUUUUUUCCCCCUAGAUAUCCUUACCAUGUUGCUACAAGCGAGUCCACAAUGUUCUCAAAGAAGUAGAUGAAGAGAUUUGAAAACUUGAUUUCUCUCAUGGAAAAUAUUUUAAAAAGGAAGUUUGACAUCUCAAAAGGUAACUCCUUGAUUCUAGGAUUGGCAGGAAGGUUAGUAAAAGACAAAGGGAACGCCUUCAUUUUCAAAGCACUGAAAGCAAAUAUUUAUGGAAAACAACAAAUUCUGAAAAGGAUGUUAUUGUUGUUGUUGCUGUUGAUGGUUCUUGUGCUAGAUAAAGACAUUCUGAAAAGAAGGGUGUUUUCGACUUCGAUGGAUAACUCAGAAUCUAUUUUGGCCAAAAGUAGGAGGUUGCAGCAGAUUUGUUGUGAAGCUGGAAUGGAAGUGAGGUGUGUCUCAUCUACGCGGCCGGCUGGAAAUAUUGUUGGUGCUGAUCGAACCCCAUGGCAGCGCCCUCGGAGUGGUUGAGUUAAAAUAAAUACGAAUGGCGGUAGAAACUCAGCCAAUGGUAAUGCCACGUGUGGUGGGGUUCUGCGAGACAGCUAUGGGCAUUGGUUGUUGGGGUUUCUUAAAUUUAUCGGUGUUUGCUCGAUAGUGGAAAUUGAGUUAUGGGAGAUCAUUAUUGGUGGGAGCGAGGAUAUUGGCACGUUGAAGUAGAAACUGACUGUCACCAAGCGUACCGGCUUCUUCAAGCCACCCGCCUCAAGGGACGCUGUCCAUCCUUCUCCACAUUGAUGUUCUUGUACAAAGGAAUUGGAUGGUUCAUUUUAUGCAUGUUUCUCGGGCAGGUAACCGAGUGGCCGAUUUUGUGACUAAAAUGUCUACUGGGGAGGAUUUUGAGGUGCACUAUUUGGAGGUUCCGCCUGCCGGUGUUGAGUCAUUACUUUAUUAUGAUGAGUCGGGUACAGUAGUAUAAGGUGUUUAUGUUUGAUUGUUGAUUUCUCUUAUUGGUUGUAUUGUUUUGUUUCUUUAAGCGGUAUGUGUGUACUCUUUUCCUCCUAUUAGGUUAGGAAAGUUUUUAACGAGAUACAUAUAACCCUUCCCGUGUAUAAUUUCCGAAUUAAUCAUACCUUCUUUACAAAAAAAGAAAAAGAGGGUUGCAAU